Argentina anserina (silverweed cinquefoil) is the source of this 900-nucleotide messenger RNA. Its product is annotated as oil body-associated protein 2A. NCBI's taxonomy places the organism in Eukaryota, Viridiplantae, Streptophyta, Magnoliopsida, Rosales, Rosaceae. The coding region runs from base 120 to 863 and encodes 247 amino acids. The record is from RefSeq and is a predicted model, not a curated record. The transcript has 3 exons.
CCGCGUCCCCACUCACCCCUUCCUCAAAAACCCUCAAAACCAGCUCUGAACUAAACCAUUGACACUCUUCACUGAUCACAUAGACGGCAAGAGCAAAACAACUUACGAAAUCGUUUGAGAUGGCCUCCAGUGACCAGAGACCGACUCCGAACCCUGUCUGCGGUAGCAGCGACGAUAUGACGCCGGGGAAUUCGAUGACGAUGGGGCAGCACAUGCUUGACAAAGGAGCGGAGAUAAUGCAGUCGCUGAAGCCUGUGAAGCAGAUGAGCCAGCACAUCUGCACCUUCGCUCUCUACAGCCACGACCCGACUCGUCAGAUCGAGGCUCAUCACUAUGUUCAUCGCCUCAACCAGGACUUCUUCCAGUGCGCCGUCUACGACUCCGACGACUCUCACGGCCGCCUCCUUGGUAUUGAAUACAUAGUAUCAGAUCGGACUUUUGAGGCUUUGCCUCCGGAGGAGCAAAAGCUUUGGCAUUCUCAUGCUUAUGAAAUCAAAGCGGGUCUUUGGGUCAAUCCCCGGAUCCCUGAGAUGGUUGCUAAGCCAGAGCUUGAAAAUUUGGCAAAAACUUAUGGCAAAUUCUGGUGCACAUGGCAGGUUGAUAGAGGUGAUAGGCUUCCAUUGGGGGCACCUUCCCUGAUGGUGUCACCGCAGCCAGUGAACUUGGGGCAUGUGAAGCCGAAACUGGUGGCGAGGAGGGAUGAGAAGUACAAUAUAUCCACAGAGGCCAUAAGCCACUUGAGGUUGGAGAUUGGAGAGCCGGAGUUGAUCAACCCGCAGGCAGAUUACUGGAAAAAUCACGGCAAGGGUUUUGCGGUGGACAUUAAGAGCACUGAGAUGUUGACAAGGGCACCCUUUCCUUAGUUAUUGCAUAAUUGGCAAACAAGCAAGAUCGACCCUU